This is a messenger RNA of Brassica oleracea var. oleracea, 923 nucleotides long. RefSeq names its product adrenodoxin-like protein 2, mitochondrial. Bases 155 to 748 code for a protein of 197 amino acids. The record is from RefSeq and is a predicted model, not a curated record. Lineage: Eukaryota; Viridiplantae; Streptophyta; Magnoliopsida; Brassicales; Brassicaceae. Gene Ontology annotation, cellular component: mitochondrion. Gene Ontology annotation, molecular function: 2 iron, 2 sulfur cluster binding. Gene Ontology annotation, biological process: P450-containing electron transport chain. The transcript has 8 exons.
AGAAGGUGGAGGUUGAGACAGAGGAGGAGGUUGUCCUUUGUGUCAACGAACGCACAAACCCUAAAUCCUCUUCUUAGCCCUUCUUUCCUCCAUCGUCGAAUCUUGAUUUAAAAAAAAAAAGUAGAGAAACAUUUGGUGGGGCGCCAAGAUCAUCAUGCUCUUCCGCAGGCUCUCAAGACUAGGUUUUCGCAUUGCCAAAGAGCUUCCAAAAGAGAGGCAUUUCUCAGUUUGUGGAAGGAGGAUUCUACAGAGGUCUUAUGGCCAAUAUCUGCAUUCUUCGGCUGUAACACAGACGCAAACUAGGACUUUUCGGCAAGCCCUUUUCUCAAAUAAUCAUAAUCUGUGUACAUCCUUUAGCACUUCCUCUGGAACAAGCAGUGAAGAAACAAAAAAGAUAAACGUUAUCUUUGUUGAUAAAGAUGGAGAGGAGAUUCAUAUUAAGGUCCCCAUCGGAAUGAACAUCCUUGAAGCUGCCCAUGAAAACGAUAUAGAACUCGAAGGGGCGUGUGAAUGUUCUCUGGCGUGUUCGACGUGCCAUGUGAUUGUUAUGGACACGGAGUACUACAACAAACUUGAAGAACCUACAGAUGAAGAGAACGAUAUGCUGGAUCUUGCUUUCGCCUUAACAGAAACGUCGAGGUUGGGAUGUCAAGUGAUAGCAAAGCCAGAGAUAGAUGGAAUACGCUUAGCCAUUCCUUCAGCCACCAGGAAUUUCGCAGUUGAUGGGUUUGUUCCAAAACCUCACUAAAGCCAAUUUCAAAGUCUCUCACACCAGACGAUUCUUUUGUUUUCAAUGAGUUGAGCUGAGAGUUAACACUUUUGUUUAUCAUCCGAAAAUACAUGAUAAAACCUUAAGGAGUUUGUAAUUCAGAAGGUGAGAUUUCACAGUUAUCAAGCAUUAUAAAACUACAAUAAUCUUCAUA